Molecule: messenger RNA, 2013 nt
Organism: Rubroshorea leprosula
Lineage: Eukaryota; Viridiplantae; Streptophyta; Magnoliopsida; Malvales; Dipterocarpaceae
Source: the annotation of a GenBank genome assembly
CCGUAAGAGAAAGGGGUUUCUUUCAGAAGUUCGGGGGAUCUUUUUGGGUUUGAUAGAGGAUUACAAACAGCCAAAAAAAAAAAAGUCUUCUUCUCUUAAUUUCUGGAUAGAAGAAGAGGAAAGACUCACGGAUAUAUAGAAGAGGGAAGCCUUAAGUUUUAGAUUUGAAAUGGCAACAAAUGGAGCUUCCAAUGCAAUUGUUCCAUAUCUUCUCGAACUUGAUAAGUAUGAACAUUGGACAAUUUUCCUUAAAAACUAUCUGUUGACUCAAGAUCUUUGGGACGUGAUCGAAAAGGGUACUGAUGCUCUUCCUUCUUCAGACAAGGUUGAUCAGACGAAAAAGAAUGCUGCAGCUCUACAUGCAAUUCACAUUACAUGUUCACCAUAUGUUUUUGCUUUAACAAAGGAUAUCAGUUCUGCCAAAGAUGCUUGGAACAAAUUGGCUGAAAUGCAUCAACUACGGCAAUCCCAUUCCCACCCUAAAUCAUCAACAAGUUCAGUGUCACUUAGCAGCACAGAAAGGCCUACGGCCAGCCAGUUGGAGUGCGCAAUCAACGAAGGAGAUUGGAAUACCGUAGAAAAGAUUUUCCAAGAGAAUUCAUAUCCGAUGAGUCGGAUAAUUAAUGACAGCAAGCAAACUGCUCUUCAUGUUGCAGUUUUAGCUGGUGCUGUAGAGAUUGCUGGGGAAUUGAUCCAGAGAAUGUCAGAAACAGACUUGCAAAUACAAGAUAUGAGUGGUUCUACGGCUCUUUCCUUUGCUGCUCGUAAUGGGAAGAAGAUAGCAAAAUGCUUGGUUAAAAAGAACCCGAAUUUAGUAACUAUUCCAGAUGAGGAAGAAUAUAUCCCCAUUGUAAGGGCAUGUGCUUUUGGCAAUAAGAAUUUGACCGAGUAUCUGUAUUCUAAGACCCCUAAAGAAUUCCUAAGCCCAGAUGGUGGCAAAAAUGGGCAUUGUCUCCUCAAUUAUACCAUAACCGGCCAAAUGUUCGAUAUCUCAUUGGAUUUACUUCGGCAUUAUCCAAGCUUGGCUGUCAACAAUAGCACUAGCCAGGAAGACUCUCCAAUUCUAACAUUGUCCAAAGAAUCGUCUGCAUUCUUUAGUGGAAGUGGUCUUGGAUUUUGGCGACAUUUAAUUUAUCAUAGUAUAAAGAUAAACAAACACAGUUUCUCUAAUGAUCGAAUUCCUGUUUCUCACCAAGACCAGAAUGAAGGGAAAAACAUCAAAAUGCAAGCGUUUUUUGGACUUCGUGCAUUGGACUUAAUGCUUCUAAAGUUCCCUGGAAUCAAGCAAAUUUAUGAUUUGAAGUUGAUCCAUACACGUUCGCGUGAGGAGAUUCAAAGCAUUGUUCCAAAGUGUUGUAAAAAUGCUAGAAAUGAAGAUGGUGAAACUCCUAGUGAUGUAUUUACAAAGAACCACAAGGAAUUGGCAAAACAAGGGGAGAAAUGGAUGAAAGCUACAGCGAGUUCUUCUAGUGUUGUUAGCUCUCUCACCAUUAUCAUCAUGUUUUCUGCAAUUUUUACUGUUCCUGGUGGCAACAAGCAGGAGACUGGCUUUCCCAUUUUCUUGGCUAGAAAAUCGUUUAUGGUAUUCUCGAUAUCAGAUACGAUUUCCCUCUUCACUGCAUCCAUCUCAGUGUUGAUGUUUCUGGGAAUCCUCACAUCACGUUAUGCCGAGAAAGACUUUUACAAGUCCUUACCCCGGAAGUUGAUUUUGGGCCUUUCAACACUCAUCAUCUCUAUAACAAGAAUGAUGGUAACAUUUUCCUCUGCUCUUGUAAUUAUGUUACAAGGCCGUUGGUUGGUAAUUCUUCCAAUAAUUCUGCUAGCUGCUCUUGCUGUCACUCUUUUUAUGUUGCUGCAAUUUCCCACUCCUUGUUGAAAUUUUUAUUUCAACCUAUAGACCAGGAAUCCUUGUCAAGACAAAGAAGCUGUGGCCUUAGCACAAUAAAUGUGUUCAACUUUCUCAUCAUCAUGUAAUCUUCGAACUUAUAUUAGUAAUAAAUUAAUGCUCCUAAU